GGGUCCAGCUGAUAUAAAGCCCACCCAACUGCAACUCUUAUUCGCGGAACCAAGAGUGCGAAUUUAAUCAAAUAGCUGCUAUGCACCGGAGGGAAGACGAGAACUGAUAGUACAGCCGCCAUGCCAGCGCCGUAAUGACAGCGACUUUCUCGGCCCGCCGGAGACCGACCUGCUUUUACCUCCUUCCCCGUCUCUGCUCGUCCUCCAAAGCCACCACCUCCGCCCACCCAGUCACCGUCGUGGACGGCGGCGACAUCAUCGACCGCGUCGCCUCCAUCCUCUCCUUCGCCGCCCACCCCGCCCACCUCGCCCAGAUCCACGCCCUUCUCAUCUCUUCCGGCCUCCAUCGCUCCCCUUUCCUCGCCACAAAAUUCCUGCAAUCGGCCCCCGGAUCACACCGACUCACUCACGCCCGCCAGUUCUUCGAUGAAAUUCCCUACCCAGAGGACCCCCGCCUCUUCAAUGCCGUCAUCCGCCUCCACUCCCACCACAACGCCUUCGAUGACGCCCUCCGUCUCUACAGCCAGAUGCUCCGCUCCAACAUCCUCCCUGACGGCUUCACCCUCCCGCCCGUCCUCAAGGCCUGUGGUGGCCUACCGUCUCACGCCGCCGGCCGUGCCGUCCACGCCCAGGUGCUCUGUCUCGGGUUCCAAGCCGACGUGUUCGUCCAAAAUGGGAUCAUCGCCAUGUACGCCAAGUGCGGCGACAUUGCCGGUGCCCGUACCGUCUUCGACAUGCUAAGCGUUCGGAAUGUGGUCUCUUGGACUUCGAUUCUAUCAGGUUGUACUCAGAAUGGAUUCCCUCUUGAAGCUCUUGAGUUAUUCAGGAGAAUGCGGUUGGAAUCCGAUGCUCGCCCUGAUUUCAUAAUCCUCGUUAGUGUUCUCAAGUCCUACAUGGAUGAGCAGGACUUGGAGCACGGAAGGUCUGUCCAUGGUUUGGUCAUCAAAGGUGGGUUUGAGGAUGAGCCGGAUCUGAUCAUUGUGCUCACGGCAAUGUAUGCAAAAUGCGGUCAAGUUGUUGUUGCAAGGCAGUUGUUCGACAGGGUCACCUCCAUGGAUGUGAUUCUGUGGAAUGCAAUGAUUUCUGGGUAUGCGAAGAAUGGCCAUGCCAGUGAAGCUGUAGAGCUCUUCCAUGAGAUGAUCUCGAGGGUGAUCAGACCUGAUUCAAUCACGAUAAGGUCCGCAAUUUUGGCUUGUGCGCAGGUCGGAUCCUUGGAAAUUGCUAGGCGGAUGGAGGACUACACUAACAGCAGCGAGUUCAAGGAUGACAUUUUUGUGAACACAGCUCUAAUCGACAUGUAUGCCAAAUGUGGAAACAUAGCGCGUGCCCAUGCGAUAUUUGAGCGCCUCAUCGACAAGGAUGUAGUUGUUUGGAGUGCAAUUAUAAUGGGGUAUGGGUUGCAUGGCCGUGCACAUGAAGCUCUGAGACUUUUCGAUGAGAUGAAGCUAGCUGGGGUUAGGCCAAAUGAUGUCACCUUCGUCGGGCUCCUAUCAGCCUGCAACCAUGCAGGCCUUGUGAAGGAGGGUUGGAAUUAUUUCAACUCCAUGAAAGAUUACGGGAUUGAGCCUCGGCAUCAGCAUUAUGCAUGCGUGGUGGAUCUCCUUGCUCGUGCUGGGCACCUUGACGGGGCCUUCGAGUUUAUUAGGAGCAUGCCAAUGAAGCCAGAGCUAACUGUUUGGGGUGCUUUACUGAAUGCAUGCAAGAUUCAUGGUCAUGUGAGGUUGGGGGAGUAUGCAGCUGAACGUGUUUUUGCUCUAGAGCCUCUCAACGCCGGGCAUUAUGUGAAGCUCUCCAACAUAUAUGCAUCUGUUGGCAUGUGGCGUGAUGUUGCAAGGAUCAGGGUGUUGAUGAAAGAGAGGCGUGUGACUAAAUCAAUUGGUUGCAGUGAGAUUCAUAUCAGCGGUAAGCUUCAUUGCUUCCGUGCAGGGGAGAUGUCACACCCAAGAUACGAGGAGAUCUUUGUGGUGCUUGCUGAACUGGAGAGGAAGCUGAAGGAAUGUGGCUUUGCUCCUCAUCUGAGCUCUGAGCUGAGGGAAAACUCUAUGUUCCAUCACAGUGAGAUAAUUGCUAUUGCUUUUGGCUUGAUCAGUACUGCUCCGGGAACAACCAUCAGGAUUAUGAAGAACCUUCGUGCAUGUGUGAACUGCCAUUCGGCGACAAAGCUUAUAUCUAAACUUAUGGAGCGCGAGAUAGUGGUCAGGGAUAUUAACAGGUUUCAUCACUUCAAGGAUGGUUCAUGUUCCUGUGGGGAUUAUUGGUGAAAGGAGGCAUGGCUCUGAGGUGUACUAUGUGUUAGAUUUGUGAUCGUGUCUAACUUAGCAAGAUAUAUUAUAUAUAUGAUUAAAUUUUGAUUA
Messenger RNA from Musa acuminata subsp. malaccensis (wild Malaysian banana), 2354 nucleotides. RefSeq names its product pentatricopeptide repeat-containing protein At3g12770. Gene Ontology annotation, cellular component: intracellular membrane-bounded organelle. The record is from RefSeq and is a predicted model, not a curated record. Gene Ontology annotation, molecular function: RNA binding; protein binding; zinc ion binding. NCBI's taxonomy places the organism in Eukaryota, Viridiplantae, Streptophyta, Magnoliopsida, Zingiberales, Musaceae. Gene Ontology annotation, biological process: RNA modification.